CAAGGAAAGGACAAAAACAAAAUCCCUAAAUUGAAGCAUGUCUUUUAUAAACCUCAUGCCAGAUUGUUAAAAUUUUUCACAAUUGUUGGUUUACUUAUGAUAAUUUUUACAAAUAAAGUUUGUACUAGUGAUUUACGUAAGUUUACAAAAUGGGCAAAGCGAAAAAAAAUCGUAAAGGAGCAAAAGGAGACGACAGCGAGUCUGAACCUGAGGUAGAAACUCAAGAAUCAACGGACAAAGCAAACAAAAAAAAAUCUAAAACCUCUAAUAAGUCAAAGCAAAUUCAGAGUGACAGUGAUGGUGAAGUGGCAAAAAAACCAGCCCCAAAACCGAAAAAAGAAAAGAAAACCGAGUUAUCUGAUGACUCAGAUGAUGACCCAGUGCCAACUACAAAAGUCCAGAAAUCAUUUGCUCUUCUGCAGGUAGAAGAUAGUGGAUCAGAGGAUCAUCCAACUAACGAUGGUGAUAGUGAUAGUGAUGUUAAGGCUGUUAAAAAAGACACAAAAAAGAAAUCAAAUAAAAGCAGUGACGAAAACAGGACUAAAGAACCUAAAAAGGGAAAAAAAGCAAGAAGAAAACGCGACGAUAGUGACGAGGAUAUUGAAAAAGUAUUAGCGGAACUAGAAUUAGAGUAUUCAGGAGUGAAGAAAGAAGAGACACCUAAAACCGAGCCAGAGAAACCGCCAGAAGAGAAGACGUCGAAAAAGAAGCAAAAUGACAAAGAAAAAUCGGUUGAACCGUCAGAAGAAAAGGGAGAAACUGAAGAAGUGACAAGUACCGUGAAAACGGCGGCGCAGAAGAAGAAAGAGAAGAAAGAACGGGAAAAGUUGAAGAAAAUGGCAAAGAAAGAAGAAGUGAAGAAGCAAGAUAGCGUUGAAGUGGAGGAGCAGAAACCUGACGAAACUGCCACUGAACCAACUGAAGAAGAUGGCGAGAAGGAGAGUAAAAAGAAAAAGAAAAAGGGUGUAAAAGAAGAAAAAGAAGCAAAGGAGCCUAAAAAAGGUCCCGGCAAGAAAACUAUAGCGGCAAUGCAGGAGGCUUUGAAGAAACUUAAGGAAGAAGAAGAGAAAUUGAAACGUGAAGAAGAAGAAAGAAUUAAAAGGGAAGAAGAAGCGGAAAAAGCUCGUUUAGAAGCAUUGCGACUCGAGCAAGAACGUAAAGAAAAGAAGAAACAGAAAGAAAAAGAACGUAAAGAAAGACUGAAAGCCGAAGGCAAACUUUUGACAGCUAAGCAAAAAGCUGAUAGGGCAAGAGCUCAGGCACUUAUUGAUAGUUUGAAGGCUCAAGGAGUCGAAUUACCUGAUGUUGGAGUGAAAAAACCCAGACCUGGCACAAGAAUCAAGCCUUCCAAACCUAAAAAGGAACAAAAUGAGGUUACCAAACCGGAAGAAGAAGAAGUAAAACCAGUUGAAGAAACGGUUUCGGCUGUGGAACCGGAAGGUCCAAAAGAAGAACCACAGAAAGAACCGGAACCCGAGGAUGAUGUCAAAGACGCAUGGGAUGCUUCUUCGGAUGACGAAGAAUCAGAAGAAGUUACACCGACGGCGAAUAAUAAUGUUGCGAAAGUGGAAGAUAAGAAGGAAGCUGAGGCAGAGGAAGAAAGUUCAGAGGAAGAAUCGGAGUCGGGGAGUGAAGAAUCUGAAGAUGAAGACGACGAUGAUGAAGAAGAGGAAGAGGAUGGGAAAACGGCAGCGGAAAGGGCAAGAGACCGUGCAUUGGAGCGAAUUAAAGCGAGGAAAGAGGCGGCCGAAAAAGCAAAAACUUUGGAUAAUUUACGAGCGGCAAUUGUGUGUGUUUUGGGUCAUGUUGAUACUGGCAAAACAAAAAUUUUGGAUAAGUUGAGACGGACUAAUGUUCAAGAUGGCGAAGCGGGGGGAAUUACUCAACAGAUCGGUGCUACAAAUGUUCCUAUAGACGCAAUAAAAGAGCAAAUCAGAAUUGUCAAAGGCGCCAGCGACAUGGAUUUGAAAAUUCCGGGUCUCCUGAUUAUUGACACUCCCGGUCACGAGUCUUUUAGUAAUUUGCGAAGUCGUGGCUCAUCUCUCUGCGAUAUCGCAAUUCUAGUCGUUGAUAUAAUGCACGGUUUAGAGCCCCAAACUAUCGAGUCGAUAAAUUUACUCAAAAGUAAGAAAACUCCUUUCAUUGUGGCUCUCAACAAAAUCGAUCGUUUAUACGACUGGCAAACGAUGAAUCGCAAAGACGUCCGUGAUAUAAUCAAGACUCAAGCCUCCAACACUCAACUCGAAUUUGAACAAAGAACAAAAGAAGUAAUCGUGCAGUUCGCAGAGCAGGGCUUAAAUGCGGCUCUCUUUUACGAAAAUCCGGACGUUAGGAGUUACGUGUCUCUAGUACCGACCAGUGCAAUAACAGGUGAAGGAAUGGGAAAUUUAUUGGCUCUCAUAGUGGAAUUUUGCCAAACGAAACUCCCGAAAAGACUCAUGUAUUCGGACGAGUUGCAAGCCACGGUUUUGGAAGUAAAGGCGAUUCCAGGGUUGGGCACAACCAUUGAUGUUAUUCUAGUCAAUGGUACAUUACGCGAGGGUGACACUAUGGUGUGUGCUGGCACAGAUGGGCCUAUAGUGACCCAAAUCCGGUCUUUACUCAUGCCUCAGCCCUUACGAGAGUUGAGGGUCAAAAAUGCUUACGUUGAAUAUAAAGAGGUUAAGGCGGCUCAAGGCGUGAAAAUCGCCGCUAAAGAAUUAGAAAAGGCCAUCGCCGGUUUGAAUCUCUUCGUUGCGCAUAAGUCGGACGAAGUUGAUAUUGUGAAAGAGGAAGUUUCGCGCGAGUUGAAGUCUGCGCUGUCUAAUAUCAAAUUGCAGGAAAGGGGAGUUUAUGUUCAAGCAUCAACUUUGGGGUCUUUAGAGGCACUUUUAGAGUUCUUACGGACGAGUAAGAUUCCGUAUAGCGGCAUCCGUAUCGGCCCUGUGGUCAAAAAAGACGUGAUGAAAGCCUCCAUCAUGUUGGAGCACGAAAGCCAAUACGCUACCAUUUUGGCGUUCGACGUGCGUGUCGAGCGUGAUGCUCAAGAACUCGCUGAUUCGCUCGGCGUAAAAAUUUUCCAAGCCGACAUUAUUUACCAUCUCUUCGAUAAAUUUAUGGCCUAUCGUGAAGAAUUGAAACAGAAAAAACGCGAAGAGUUUAAACACAUUGCCGUUUUUCCAUGUAAAUUGAAAAUUUUGCCUCAGUUUGUAUUCAAUUCGCGCGAUCCCAUCGUUGUGGGGGUUAUGGUCGAGGCGGGGAUCGUCAAAGAGGGCACUCCCAUAUGUGUUCCGAGCAAAGAGUUUGUGGAUUUAGGGGUUGUUACUAGCAUUGAAGUAAAUCACAAGACGGUCGAGACUGCUCGAAAAGGACAAGAAGUUUGCAUCAAAAUCGAACCAGUGCCAGGGGAAGCCCCGAAAAUGGUGGGCCGCCAUUUUGAAGUAACUGAUAUGCUCGUCAGCAAGAUAUCACGACAAAGUAUUGACGCCUGUAAGGACUAUUUCCGAGACGAUUUGGUGAAAACCGAUUGGCAAUUGAUGGUAGAACUGAAAAAACUCUUCCAAAUUUUGUAACAAUUAGAGAUUUCUGUCAAUCCUGCUUCUUAUAUGCUUGGUUUUAUUAGCACCGCUGUGUUUUUUUUUGCGCAUGAAAAAAACAUGGAAUAUUUUUAACCCGGCAUUGUGUUUUAUUCAAAAAUCAUAUCUAAGUUACAAUUCGUUGUGGGUUUUUUCUUUAUAUGCAUAUAAAUUGGUUAAAAUGAAUGUAUAUUUAUGAUAUAAUAAAUGAGAUAC
Tribolium madens (black flour beetle) is the source of this 3770-nucleotide messenger RNA. RefSeq names its product eukaryotic translation initiation factor 5B (gene eIF5B). The record is from RefSeq and is a predicted model, not a curated record. Lineage: Eukaryota; Metazoa; Arthropoda; Insecta; Coleoptera; Tenebrionidae. The transcript is spliced from 11 exons. The coding region runs from base 150 to 3551 and encodes 1133 amino acids. Gene Ontology annotation, molecular function: GTP binding; translation initiation factor activity; GTPase activity.